This is a messenger RNA of Aspergillus ochraceoroseus IBT 24754, 816 nucleotides long. RefSeq names its product PaaI family thioesterase. The transcript is spliced from 2 exons. Lineage: Eukaryota; Fungi; Ascomycota; Eurotiomycetes; Eurotiales; Aspergillaceae. The coding region runs from base 1 to 816 and encodes 271 amino acids. The record is from RefSeq and is a predicted model, not a curated record.
AUGUUCGGGCCUCGUCAAAUUUUACAAUCCCGACUACGCUAUGCCGCGACCAAAUGUCAACUGAUAUCCCGGCCAAUCGUUCGCGGUUCGAGACAUGCCAGUACCAACACCAAUCCCACCACCCACGGGGUCACUCCCGAACCGUCGCGAUGGCCACGACGGCUUAUCUAUGCAGGGAUUUUCGGUGGCCUAGGUCUCGCUGCUGGCAAGUGGAUGGAUAACAAGCUUGCCGUGCCACCAUUCCCGGGAACGGGGGAGGAUGAGCGUAAGAUGGAGGAAAUCCGUCGCACAUUCGAGCACGGUCUGCCUAUUGUGAAGCAAUUGCGGGAGGAUCCGGACUACAGGGAGGCGGAUGUUUAUGGGAACUAUCUGGAGGAAGAACUGAGGCAAAGAAUUACAUCCGGCCCAUUGCGUGGAAGCCGAGGACUGGCAAUGCAGAAAGUCUUUUGGAACGAUAAGGAGAAAAAAGCUGUCAAUGUGGUGUUUCUAGGGUCGGGCACUGAGGGAUGGCCAACCAUUGUUCAUGGCGGUCUCCUGGGCACCAUCCUCGACGAGCAUCUGGCCCGAGUCGCAAUCCAAAACUUGCCCGAACGCACGGGGGUCACUGCGAACCUUGAUAUCAAUUAUCGGGGCCUGGUUUACUCGGGCAACUUUUACACAAUCUACGCGACCCUAGAUCAAGAACGAAGCACCGAUCGCAAAGCCUACGUCACAGGGGAGAUACGCGACCCCCUCGGGAAAUUGUGUGUCCAAGCCUCUGGACUCUUUGUGGUGCCUCGAGGGUAUAAAUUGCGCAAGAUUGGAGACACUUACUGA